CUUUCUCUCUCUCCUCUCCCAAAUCCAAUCGCUCCAAUCUCUCUCCUCUCUCCUCCGCUGCUCAGAACCUUACAGAACUCGCCCGAUCCAUCGCCGAUUCCACUCAGCCACUUGCUCAGCUCCGUCCGUCGCCGGCGGUCACCGAUCGCCAUGUCCUCCUCCGACGUCCGUUCUUCAUCGACUUAUGAGAUUACGGAACUCCACGCAGAGGCUGAUUUCGAGAAGCUUCUCUCUCCUGACGGUCGUAUCUCCAUUUGCGGCUUCGGUUCCCUCCUCUCCGAGAGAAGUGCGAGGAGUUCGUUUCCGGAGCUCACGGACUUCAGAGUUGCGAGGUUGAACGGUUUUCAGCGCGUCUUCGCUCAUGUCGCUCCAAUUUUCUUUGAGCGCGGAAUUGCGAAGCCGGAGACAAAGGAAAUCUCGAGCUUAAGUGUAGAGCCUUGUGAAGGAGAAAGCCUGAUAGUUACAGUUUUCCAAAUUCAAAAAUCGGAUAUUCCGGCAUUCCUUGAGAGAGAGCUUGAAUUUCGAUUCCUUGCUGUUCUGCCUGAAACACUGGAUGGGAAACCAUUUGACAAUCCUUCGGUUAUUUGUGCUCGAUACAGUGACGAAAAAUUCUUUCGGAUUAGAUGUAAAGGAAACAAGGACGUCUACUUUCAGCUAUAUGGACGAUAUGGCAUAGAUAAGAUUUGGCGUGAUGAUAUCUUACCAUGCCGUGCUUAUCUUCGGCACUGUGCGUUGGCAGCGAAAAAUCUCAGCGAUGAAGCCUAUAACAACUUUUUAGAUCACACUUUCCUUGGAGACCGUACAACAACUAUUCGUCAGUAUCUAGCAACAACAGGUUCGGGCAUCAUGGAAGAGGAGCCCCCAGAAUCCCUGAAGACCCGGUAUGGCGGUUGACACUCAUGAAUUUGAUGAACUAGUUAUUUGCAAAGGUUUAACGUCUUUGGAAAGUAAAAUUCUAGGCAUUGAUAUCAAAUCAUUCAUUUAUGCUUCAAGACACAGACGCACAAGGCUUUUCUAUUAUUCAGUUUCUGUAUUCUAUCAUUUUAUGAUUUCAUGUUCCAAUUAA
Molecule: messenger RNA, 1066 nt
Organism: Morus notabilis
Lineage: Eukaryota; Viridiplantae; Streptophyta; Magnoliopsida; Rosales; Moraceae
Exons: 8
Coding region: 151-894 (247 amino acids)
Source: RefSeq, a predicted model, not a curated record